GCUCUUUCUGUCAGUCCAGCACUCCUAAAUUGGAGGGUGCCACACUUCAUAGGUGAGGGUGGUGGAAUAAGGGUAAAAAACUGCAGUGAACAACAAGAAGUCAAAAGAGCGUGGAUAGGAACGGUUAGACAGGAAAUCCCUUGUCUAUCCAGAAAGGAUGGAGAACGCACACACAAAGACCCCGCCAGAAUGUCUGGCUUUCUUCGGGGUGAACGAGGUUUCUGGUCUCACCCCAGACCAGUUCAAGAAGAACCUGGACAAGUACGGCUUCAAUGGUGAGAGAAUGGGCAUCAUGGGAUGGGGAGGGAGGCCUGCUGACUGAAGAGGCUCAUGAAGUAUUUGUUUGAUCCAAGGCCACAUUGAGAAACAUCUCAGUGUACUGAUAAAGAAAGAUCUUGAGCUUUGCACUCAAAAUAUUCCAACAAGUAGAGAGAGCACAGAUUCUCAGAUUGUUUCCCUGAGUGGACAUACUCUGUGUAUGGCUGGGUUGAGGGAUGCUUUUUUAGAGAAGAGUUGCAACAGCUGGUAGAAAUGCAGAGAGACAUUGAGAAGCAGAGACUUUGAGGGCUUUGAAGAGCUAUUUAAAGACAGCCAAAGAAGAUGGCUGGAGAGCGAGAGAGACAGGUGAUGGCUCAAGAAGCUUCCUGGGUGAUAUUUGGGGCGGGCGUUAACAGAAGGGGAUGGAUAAUUUUAGGCCGGGUAAAAAGGGGGAGGUCCUUAGAAGGCUUAUGGCUAAAUGAUCUGUAAUAUGAUUGCUAAUCAAUAACCAAUGGAAUGGUUGAGUAGAUGACAAAUCUUCUCAAGGGUGGUGUGAAGUUUAAUAGCAGCAGUUAUCUUGUUUUGUCAAGUGAUGUUUCUGUUGCAUCAGAAUCUUGCACUAGGGUGUCAUUUGGCAUUGGUUAGAAGUCAAAGGAAGUGGAUUUAGAGCAAGACAAGUGAAAAAAUAAAAAAAAUCAUAGUUCUUGAGUUCACAUUGACAAUCUUUUUACAAAGAAGUACAAGUUUUCUUCAAAAGAUUUGUUGAAAAUGUUUCUUAAUAUACACCUUUUCUUUACUGCUAUCAUUCACUGUCACUAACCAAUCUUUUCCCCAUGUGUCUGUUUCCCUUCGCUUUCAUCCCUCUCUACCUCUGUGACCGACUUCAGAGCUGCCCGCUGAGGAGGGUGAGUGUUUGUCCAGCCACAUUCACAAAAAAACAUCUAAGGAGAAACUCCCAGACACCUCUGUAGCAUUUUGGUUGUGUGAUACCCACAUGGUGAUGAUGGCAGACUCUGGCCACGUAGUUGAACUGUCAAGUGUUGCGACACACACCACCAGAACACGCUCUCAUUUUGAACAGUGAUGCAAAUUUCAUAGUCAUGGUUAAUGAUGUCAUGAUAAUCAUGUUGUUUUCUUCUUUUGUGUCACUCAGGUAAGAGCAUCUGGGAGCUGAUUGCUGAGCAGUUUGAGGAUCUGCUUGUCAGGAUUCUGCUGCUGGCUGCCUGCAUCUCUUUUGUAAGUUUAGGCAUCAAAGUUCUCAAGAACUGUGCCACUCAUUGUAGACUUUGUAUUUAUUGGCACAAUCGUCUCAAACUCAAGUCAUAGAAAUUGGAUCUGUAGGAGACGCAACAGCAGGCAUAAACUCAGGGAGACCCCAACAUUGAGUUAGUUAAAAGCGCUGAAAGAAAAAUACUUGAACAGAAAUAAACUCUCCAAGUUAAAGUUUUUGCACUUUAGGAUUCUUGGCACAAUAAUCUCUGGACCCCCUUACAAUUUUGAUUGCCAACCACUCCUCUCUUUCAAUAACACAAACUCAUGCAAUAAACAAGCUGUAGUUCACAUAAAUUCUGACACUUUGUGAAGAUGACUCCUCAUCCCUCUCUCUCUGAGCCCCUCUGUCCCUCAAUGUAUUUUUGAGGACGACAACUUGAGAAGAGGGAGACGGAUUGCGAGGGGCUUGUAGGAGGUGUAUUAAUUCCUUUGCCCAGCUUUCACCCCUUCAGGGCAGCUGUCACUAUGGCCUUAGAAGGCGAAUAUUGAGGAGCCAGUAAGAGACGGGGGGUCAGCAAAGUAUAGGGGGGCUGAGGGUGAGGGUUUAUUUUAAGAAAGGUCCAAGCUGAGGAGAGAAACUGAAUCCUUCAGGAAAGGUCAGGCGUGAAGAAAGGAACGAAGAUCCUCCUCAGAGAGAGGGGCUCGAGUCAGAAGGAGCAAAGAGUUAUGGGACAUUGAGAUCAAAUUAAUGACAAUUAUGUAAUCGUAUUAUGACAUGUAAAAAUAUUCUAAAAAUAGCACAGCAACAUGAAGGAGCUGAUUAAGAAAAACGAAGACAAGGCCUUGAAAGCAGCCUGUAAAAGCUAGCUUCAAAGUGUACACUGUUGACAUGUUAUAUUGCAUGUAUUCAAGGUCUGAGCAGCCUGCGAAACCCAGAUAAUUUCCCCUUUAGCUAUCAGCACUUGACAUAUUAUACACAAAUGUUAAAUUCGUGAGGUAUCUCUCUCAUUUAGUCCUAUUAUAAGUAUCUUGAUAAUGUUUAAACCAACAAACAUGGAAGAUUUGGGUGCUUUUAUAUCAUGAAAAGAACAUUCAGAUGUCAUUGCUGCCUGCCCGUCAGAGCUCAUUUUCUCACUGCUUUAUACUGUGUCUCCAUGAUUUCAGGUGCUGGCCUGGUUUGAGGAAGGCGAGGAGACCGUCACCGCCUUCGUUGAGCCUUUUGUCAUUCUUCUUAUCCUUAUCGCUAACGCCGUUGUUGGAGUGUGGCAGGUUAGUGAAAGACUCAGCCUAAUGAGCAAUACGACACAUCCACUGACAGCACAUGGCAUCCACUCACCGCCAUGUUUUCUACCCAGACAUGAUUGCCUAACUGUAACAUAAUCACUUUCUGAAUCAAAACAGUAACAGUGUGUCAUGGUUGGAUACCGUUGCAACACUGAGAAAACCUCAAGUUAGCGAUAUGCUCAGUGAUAAAUAAAUACCCGGCUACUUUAGCAACAGGUUUCACACACCAUGCCCAGUGUCUGUUUGGACUGCAGGGGCUGUUUUGUUCACUCAUAUUAUGCAAGCCAUGACAUGAAGUAAUCGGUGCUGCUGUCAUGCAUCAGUCGCCAUGGGGACACUUUUGUUGUGACAUCCCCGCCAAGUGUUCAAAUCAGCUGCUUGUUCAUGUUUCCUCAUUGAAAACAGAACUGACUGUGGCUCAUUGCUGCUGGAGGAUCACAUUUUAUUACUCAAAAUCUGAUCUCUAGCUAUUUAGUUUGUUCCCAAACUUAGAUGUAAAUAUGAUCUGAUUUACACUCAAUAGUUUCUGUUGGUAAAAAAUGAAAAAACAACAUAUGAUAGAAAAGUGGACCUAAAAUUAUUUACUUGAUGUAUCCGGAUGUUGUUAGAAGGUUUUAUGUCUAUGUGGAGGCCUAACAUGUGCAUGUGAAUUUCUUUGUUUUUUACCCACACAAACCUUUUUUUCAUCACUGUUUGUGUCUUCAUUUUUUUUGUGCCAUAGGAGCGUAACGCUGAAGAUGCCAUCGAGGCUCUCAAGGAGUACGAGCCUGAGAUGGGCAAAGUUUACCGUUCUGACAGAAAGAGUGUGCAGAGGAUCAAGGCCAGAGAAAUCGUCCCCGGAGACAUUGUCGAGGUGUCCGGUAAGACACGUCAUGAUUCAUGUCUCUGUAAACUACAGCCUGUUUAAUCAUGUAGUCUUCACUGCCCCUCUUAGUUAAAUCUUUGAAAAGACAGAGCUUAAAUUCAGCUGCAGCAUUGUUGAGGGGAAGACAGACACACACAAAUUCAGCAUGUAUGCAUAUGAGGUACAGGCUGAUGGCAGAGCCUCGUGUCUUUUUAAGGCAAUGUGAGCACUGCUGUGAAAACAUGCUGACUGAAGGAAAGCAAAAUCAGGAGUAUAAAUACCCUCAGCAGCACCUGCCACACCUCCUCUCCCCUGUCUGCCAUUCCUCGCUUCUGUUCAUUUGUCAGUGCUCACCUGUUGUCACAUUAACCCCCAUCCCUCCCCCAACAUGCGUGAUUAGGUCUCAUUGGGCCUCUCCAGUCUUCCAAAUGCCACUGAUUAAUUACAAUAAAACAUUUCUAAUCAUUUUAAAAAUAUUUUACUAAAUUUAAGAUCCUUUUAAAAAUCAUUUUCAGUCACAGUUGACCUCACAGAUGGCUCUUAAUAUACUGCAGCCUUCUAAUUUUAUGGGGGUGCAAAACAAUUUAGAACAAAAGUUUUAAAGAGGGAAAGUGUUUCACUUUAAAAAGAUUUCACAGCUUCGUUUCUUUUCUGUUCAAAGUAGAUAUACACGCCUGUGAUCAUAAGAAAUCAGGAGAAAUGAAUUUGAAUAUUUGCUUCUGUUUGAUUCACACAGUUGGUGACAAAGUCCCCGCUGACAUCAGGAUUGUUUCCAUCAAGUCCACCACCCUGCGUGUUGACCAGUCCAUCCUUACUGGUACGCUGUCAAGAAACCCUAAAUCUGCUCAUACCUGUUGUGUCCUGUCAAAACCUCUUGGACAGUUUUUCAGUAAAAUUUCUCUUUUCUCCCUCAGGUGAGUCCGUCAGUGUGAUCAAGCACACUGAGUCCGUCCCUGACCCCAGAGCCGUCAACCAGGACAAGAAGAACAUGCUUUUCUCUGUAAGUACCAUCAUGUUAAUUUGUGGAUAUGUUUGUCUUGUUUUUCCUCUCUACAUCUCUGUCCUUGUUUGUCCUUUUAACUUUCUUCUGUCCUUGUCUUCUGUAGGGUACUAACAUCGCUGCUGGCAAGGCCAUCGGUGUUGCCAUUGCUACUGGAGUCUCCACUGAGAUUGGCAAGAUCCGUGACCAGAUGGCCGCCACCGAGCAGGAGAAGACUCCUCUGCAGGCCAAGCUGGAUGAGUUCGGCGAGCAGCUGUCCAAGGUUAUCUCUCUGAUCUGUGUUGCUGUCUGGGCCAUCAACAUUGGCCACUUCAACGACCCCGUCCACGGUGGCUCUUGGAUCCGUGGUGCCGUCUACUACUUCAAGAUCGCUGUUGCUCUGGCUGUGGCUGCCAUCCCUGAGGGUAAGGGGGAACCAGCAAGUGACUCUAUAUUUCCAAAGGGCUUGUUCAACAUGCUUACAGUCCUCACCUUUGAUUUUCAGGUCUGCCCGCUGUCAUCACCACCUGCCUGGCUCUUGGUACCCGUCGUAUGGCCAAGAAGAACGCCAUUGUCAGAAGCCUGCCCUCUGUGGAGACCCUGGGCUGCACCUCUGUCAUCUGCUCAGACAAGACUGGCACCCUCACCACCAACCAGAUGUGUGUGACCAAGGUGGGAAUCGAUCAUUUUUCACUCUCAGACAGGAGUUUUUCUACAGAUCUAGCUGACGUCAAGCUUUAUCAAAACCUCCCUGCUUCUUUAUCCACAGAUGUUCAUUGUCAAGACCGUUGAAGGUGACCAUGUUGACCUUGAUGCCUUUGAUAUCUCUGGCUCCAAGUACACCCCCGAGGGCGAAGUGUAAGUUGCUUUACCAUUAUCCCAAUGCACUAUCAUGCGUGUAUUAAAAUGCAUUCAAACCUUUAACGUAUUUGUAAUUUUCCCUCUGUCUUUCAGUUCCCAGGGAGGCGCCAAAGUUAACUGCAGCGGAUACGAUGGCCUUGUUGAGCUCUCCACCAUCUGCGCCCUGUGCAACGACUCCUCUCUUGACUAUAACGAGGUAACAUCACAAAAUCACUCGCCAAAUUUCAGUGAAUGAAAACCUGCAGCUUUGCAAGGUUUAACCUUCAUCAACCUCUGCACUGUUUCUCCAGGCCAAGAAGAUCUAUGAGAAGGUUGGUGAGGCUACCGAGACUGCUCUGUCCUGCCUGGUUGAGAAGAUGAAUGUGUUCAACUCCAAUGUGAAGAACCUGUCCAGGAUUGAGAGAGCCAACGCCUGCUGCACCGUGAGUUUCCUCUUCCUGUUCGCUGGAUGUACAGGAAAAAAAAAAGCACAUCAGUAUCUUCUCCAUCUCUUUCAAACUGUUUAGUAACGGAAAUCUCUUUUGCUGAACAGGUGGUCAAGCAGCUCAUGAAGAAGAACUUCACCCUGGAGUUCUCCCGUGACAGGAAGUCCAUGUCCGUGUACUGCACCCCUGCCAAGGGUGAUGGUGGUGCCAAGAUGUUUGUGAAGGUUUGUGUCUUCCCUCGCCUCAGAGCGAACACUGUCAACAGGCCAAAUUCAAGUGGACAUUGCUGUAACGCACCUUUUUUGCUCUGCAGGGUGCCCCCGAGGGUGUGAUUGACAGGUGCGCAUACGUGCGUGUUGGCACCACCCGCGUGCCCCUGACCAACACCAUCAAGGACAAAAUCAUGGCUGUCAUCAAGGACUGGGGUACCGGCCGUGACACCCUGCGUUGUCUGGCCCUUGCCACCCGUGACACCCCACUGAAGGUUGAGGAGAUGAACCUUGAGGACGCCACCAAGUUCGCUGACUACGAGGUGAGAACCAAAGACCACGUUUGACAUGAAUCUGAGUGUGUGGACGAUACCAGGACUUUAUAGACAAACUCUGAAUGAUCAAAUCUGUUUUCUCCUCCUUCCUCAGACUGACCUGACCUUUGUUGGCUGCGUUGGUAUGCUGGAUCCCCCACGUAAGGAGGUCACUGGCUCCAUUGAGCUGUGCAGAGCUGCCGGAAUCCGUGUCAUCAUGAUCACUGGUUAGUAUUAUGGAAUAGAUGAUUGAUUGGUACAGAAAUCUCCUUUUAAAGAUUCUUCAAAAAAAAAAGCACUUGAGAGGUCUGGAUUUUAAUGUUCUGAUUUCCAUCUUUUCAACAUUUCUCAUCAGAGACGUUUUGUAGUAUCAGACAUUCCCAUCUACAGGGAUCUGAUGAAAAAUGAUCAAUUUGACCUCUAAUCAACAAGCAGAGAGCGGUAGAUUUCUUCUCCUUUUGAGGGCAGUAAACCACAAGAAAUAUGAUUCUUUUUUGUGGCACAAAUCGUCAAAGUGAAGCCUUUGAAACUGAGACUGCUGAAGCAGGUGUAUGUAUGGAUGCAGGCCUAAGGAAUGUAAUGACGAAAGAUAUGUCUGAGUUACAUUUGCCAACAUAUCUGGAGGGCCUGCUCUGGCUUUGCUUUUCAUGUCAACAUAGGAUUGCUUCUCAAGUUGCUAAUUGGACUAUAAAGAGUGCAGAACACAGCAUAACAAGUCUUAAUUAGAAGUGCUAAAUACUAUCUGAACCACAACCACUCAAAGUUGUGUAUCAGGCAAUAGCUGAUUUACAGUCUCUAUUUACCACGACAACCACAGUAACUAUAUUCACUCCAUAUAUCAGAUCAGACAGACCCUCUUCCUAACUCUCCCUCCUCUAUGCUUCAGGCGACAACAAGGGAACAGCCAUUGCUAUCUGCCGUCGUAUUGGCAUCUUCACUGAGGAAGAGGAUGUUGAAGGCAAGGCCUACACCGGACGUGAGUUUGAUGAUCUGCCCCUCCACGAACAGUCUGAGGCUGUGCGCAGGGCUUGCUGCUUCGCCCGUGUUGAGCCAUCCCACAAAUCCAAGAUUGUGGAGUUCCUGCAGGGUUAUGAUGACAUUACUGCUAUGGUGAGGACUUAGCAGCUCAAGGAAACAACCCGUGUUUGUGUCUGUGUGUAACUUGUAAUCAGUCGAACUCAUUCUAAUUGCCUCCUGCUCCAGACUGGUGAUGGUGUGAACGAUGCCCCUGCCCUGAAGAAGGCCGAGAUCGGCAUCGCCAUGGGCUCUGGCACUGCCGUUGCCAAGUCUGCCUCUGAGAUGGUCCUGGCUGACGACAACUUCUCUUCCAUUGUGGCUGCUGUUGAGGAGGGCAGAGCUAUCUACAACAACAUGAAGCAGUUCAUCCGCUACCUCAUCUCCUCCAACGUCGGUGAGGUCGUCUGGUGAGUGGCCUCCGCACCUAAAAGUCACAGUUCAGCCACAUUUCGCUUCUUCCACGAUCUGACUUGAACCCUCUCUGUGUUUUUUUCCUUUCUUCUCUCAGUAUCUUCCUGACUGCUGCUCUGGGUCUGCCCGAGGCUCUGAUCCCCGUCCAGCUGCUGUGGGUCAACCUGGUGACUGACGGUCUGCCCGCCACCGCUCUGGGCUUCAACCCCCCAGAUCUUGACAUCAUGGGCAAGCCCCCACGUUCCCCCAAGGAGCCCCUGAUCUCUGGCUGGCUGUUCUUCAGAUACAUGGCUAUUGGUGGUGAGUAGAACUGAGGAGAUUGGGUUUGUUAAAUUUGGAACAAACGCAGGAAAAGUACUUGCCUACACUCACAUGCUGUUUUGCCUCUCUUAUAGGAUACGUCGGUGCUGCCACUGUUGGUGGUGCUGCUUGGUGGUUCUUGUACGACACCACUGGCCCCGGAGUUACCUACUACCAGCUGGUGCGUGGUUAGCCCUUUUCUAUGUUGCCUUUUGAAACACUCACUUGAGUAAGAGACCCUUUUAACAUUCCUUCCUCUCCGCACAGUCCCACUUCAUGCAGUGCUGUGAUGAGAACGAGGACUUCGCCGGCAUUGAGUGCGAGAUCUUUGAGGCUGCUCCUCCCAUGACCAUGGCUCUGUCUGUGCUUGUCACCAUUGAGAUGUGCAAUGCCCUCAACAGGUAAAACAGGGCAUGUGUUGUUUGCGUUUAUAAAAGACCAAACAUCAGAUUUAAGAGCUGCCUUUUAUUCAUAAAGUACACUGACACCUUUUUUCUUCAUUUCCAAAGCUUGUCUGAGAACCAGUCUCUGGUGCGCAUGCCCCCAUGGAGCAACUUCUGGCUGCUUUCUGCCAUGACCCUCUCCAUGUCUCUGCACUUCAUGAUCAUCUAUGUUGACCCACUGCCCGUAAGUGCUCCAUGCUGAACAUUUCUCAUUUCUCGCCAUCUCAGGAAAUGAAAUAAGUCACUCAUAUUCUCUUUAUGAGCGAAGCUGGACCAGGACGUUUUUUGGGUAGUAGUUUUCCUUCUAUUCUAGCAGCUGACUCUUUCUCUUUUGCCCCGCAGAUGAUCUUCAAAUUGACCCAUCUGACCACAGAGCAGUGGAUGAUGGUCUUGAAGCUUUCCUUCCCCGUCAUCCUUAUUGAUGAGGUGCUGAAGUUCUUUGCUCGCAACUACGUUGAAAGUAAGUAUCUUUGUUUUUUUCCCAAGGUUGAGCUGUCUACCUUUUAUCUAAGAGUAACCCUUAACCUGUGAUGAAAUUUUCAAUAAUACAUCAUCUUUUUGUAAUAAUUCAUUUCAAUUUUAACAAGGUCUAAUUGUUCUUCAUCAUUUUAAUAUAACUCAUCAUCACCUUAUCAAUUGACAAACCCAUUCGUUUUUUUUCUGUUUUUCUCCCUCUCUCAUCUCUCCCUCUUUCUCUCCAUUCAUCAUUAACUCACAUAACCUUUUUUGUCGAUUUGCAGAGUAAACUCAGUUCCCCACCACCAUUAGUCUGUACUAAAGACAGGUACUUCCCAGCUUGCACUGCUCUUGUCAUCACUGUCAACGUCAGUCUGGAGUUUGUGUCUGUGUUUGUCCAAUAUUCAUUUUUCCUUCAGUCAUGGAAAUCUGUCUUCAGUCGUGUUCUCUGUCCACAAUUUCCAGUGUCUGUUUGUGUCAAACUCUGGGUUCUCUCUACCUCUGAAUGAUCAUUGAAAAAAUUCAAAAUAAGCGUCACGAAUGUUGAAGCAACAUGGUGAUCAAAGAAAAAAAGGCCCUCCCAGAGUGCUGCUCCGUACCUAGUGUUAUUCCUGAGGAAUAACCGUAGAAAGUGUUUAUCGCCUCUGAGGUGCUGCUGUCGCUGUUUGUUGGGUAGUUUCUCUCUGUUGCCACUUUUGCAAUAUGAGUUUGUAUUUUGUCUGUUUCUCCAUUCAGCAUUUAUAAGCAGUACACAAACAUUGAACGGAUGAUUAAUGACACACUCUUCUGGCAGUUCAUGAAUAAAUCUGUGAACAUGAUCUGAUAAAAGUGCUUAUCAAAAACAAUAUCUCGUGAAAUAUGAAGAUCUGCUCAUAAAUUACAGCAUCGCUUGACAAAAUGUGUGAACAUACUGCUUAUAAAUCUGAUUGGUCAACUUUUUCGUUCUAUUUUUUGAGAAUCUCUGUGUAGUUGGUUAUUUUUAGGUCUGAAAUUUCUAUUCACUAAAAAAGGAUCAACUCUGUAAUAAACACUCAAGUCUGGCAAAUUUACACGUAGAUAUUUUUCAGAUUUACUAAACAGGAUGGUGUCAAUUUGUCCCUGAUAUGGCUAAAUCCAUCCCUGGCCACUCAUGUUAAUUGGAGCUACACCCACCCCGAGUGGACUUAAAAAUAUUGAUCAGUUUCAAGAAAGUUUGUCCUGUCCCCUUACCCAAACACAAAGACAGAGAUGCUUUGCUCCUCUAGCUUGGCCUGCAGAUAACAGCAAAACGAUGUGAUACGCUUGCUUCUUUCAGUAGUUUAGAUUUACAGAAAAAAAAGCUUUAGCCUUUGUAGCCUUCCUGUAAAUCGUCUGUAGUAUUAGUUCAAGCGCUUGUUUCAGUGUGGGUCCAAAAACCCUUUCUGUGUCUAAUUUUGCCUGUUUCCUCUUCCUCAGGUACAGAACAUAAAUAUUGAUGUAGAGAAGGAGGAUCUUAAGGGUUGGAAGAGAAUGAGACGGGAAAGAACAAGAAGAUGAUCAAAACCAAAGAGGGGAGCCGUAGUGCGCCAACCAAUAGAAGAGAGAGGAGAAAACACAGGAAAAUACGAUAAAAAAAUUAAUAAAACUUGUGAAAACUUUACAUAAACAUAGCCUCUAUAUAAGGAAGGAGAUUGAAUUCAAAUGAAGGGAAGUAUCCCUACCAAUUAAGUAUUAAAAUAUUUAAGAUUUUAUGCUCAGAAACAAAGAAUGUAUAAAAAGUGAUUUUUUGUUAAACUUGGAUAUUGUCAGCAGUUGUGUUUUUGUGUCCUCUGUCCAUUUUCAUAUGAUUGACUUUCCAGCUCGUUACUUUCUAGUCUUUGUUGCUCGUGUCUCGUGCAGCCUCCCUGCUUUGGCUGGGCUCUGUACAGUGUGGUGUAGGGUUGCAAAAUGACUUCAUCAUAUGGGCAGAAGAAAAAAAAAUAAACUCCACAUGCCUGCAGCUGCCAACGCGCUCUAAAAGCUCUAUGCGCUCAGCGGACUCUGUUGGAAGUCUCAUGACGUAAAAUGGGCAUGUCUCAGUCACAACACUUUUGGUCUUAUAUAUUGUUUACGUGAUAAGCUGCAAUAAAAUGAUGAUUACAAACUCA
This is a messenger RNA of Xyrichtys novacula (pearly razorfish), 11118 nucleotides long. The record is from the annotation of a GenBank genome assembly. Lineage: Eukaryota; Metazoa; Chordata; Actinopteri; Labriformes; Labridae.